AUGACUGAACCCACCACCCAACAAGUCCAUCAUAUUCAGCCAGAUGAGCUUCAAAACUUCGUUCAUCGAGUCCUAGUCGGCAACGGCGUACCGGACAACCAUGCUACCAUAGUUGCGCAAUGUCUCGUCCAAGCAGACCUCCGAGGAGUCGACACACACGGCUCAAAUCGUAUUCCAUCAUACAUGAAGCGUAUCCGCCAAAAGGUGCUGGAUGCAUCUACAACCCCAGAGCUGAAACAAGUUACCCCAGCCGUGGCGAUUGUCGAUGCAAAGAAUGGCUUCGGCUUUGUCGCAGCUCAUCAGGGAAUGCAGAAAGCGAUUGAAAUGGCGCAACAGAUUGGUAUUGGAAUGGUAUCAAUCAAGCAUUCGAAUCAUUUUGGCAUGUCGGCGUGGCUGGUUCAACAGGCUAUUGAUGCGGGCAUGAUGUCGCUAGUAUUCACCAACUCCUCGCCCGCACUUCCUGUCUGGGGAGGUAAGUCUCAGCUUAUGGGUGUGUCACCUAUUGCCUGCGGAGCACCAGCUGGCGAAGAGCGGCCGUUCAUUUUGGACAUGGCGCCCUCAGUUGCCGCACGAGGCAAGAUCUACAAAGCUCUCAGAAGAGGCGAAAAGAUUCCUACUGAUUGGGCUCUUGAUAAGGAUGGUAAUGCGACGGAUGAUCCUGCGAAGGCUCUUGAGGGAGUUAUGCUUCCUAUGGGUGGACCAAAGGGGUCUGCAUUAUCGAUUAUGAUGGAUGUAUUUUCUGGUGUCCUUUCUGGAUCUGCAUUUGCAGGUCAUGUAACGGGGCCAUACGACCCGUCGAAGCCAGCGGAUGUUGGUCAUUUCUUGGUUGCUAUCAAACCUGACUUGUUCAUGGAUCUGGAAGAAUUUAAAUCGCGCAUGGAUUACUUGUACCAGCGUGUCGUUACCGCUGAUAAGGCUGUUGGUGUCGACAAGAUCUACUACCCUGGAGAAAUCGAGCAGAUUACGCGAGAUAGACGGUUGGCUGAGGGCAUUCCAUUCACGGAAUUCGAGAUUGCAAAUUUGAAUCAGGAAGCAGAGUUAGUUGGUGCUGAAAAGUUGAAUAUUUAG
This is a messenger RNA of Talaromyces marneffei, 1068 nucleotides long. RefSeq lists its product as uncharacterized. The record is from RefSeq and is a predicted model, not a curated record. The transcript has a single exon. Gene Ontology annotation, molecular function: oxidoreductase activity. The coding region runs from base 1 to 1068 and encodes 355 amino acids. NCBI's taxonomy places the organism in Eukaryota, Fungi, Ascomycota, Eurotiomycetes, Eurotiales, Trichocomaceae.